ACCACGGAAACGGCGACACCGGUGCUCGCCUCCGCGUCCAUCGCCCUUCGGUUCGCCGCGGCUCGAUUCACUGCAGGGAGGCUGUCAUGCCGUCAGAAUUUGGCAAAUUGCGGUCCUGCGAGCCGAUCAUCUGCUUGCGGUGCCUGUUUUGAUCAUUUUCUCUCGCCGUUUAUCCAUCCCUCCGCCUCCAAUGCCAUCUUCCAGGCCUGUUCGUACACUUGCCGCCAAAAUUCGAACGGCUCGCCACCUCACGAGCGAAUUCGCAAACGCUCGCUCGACCGCAGCGCCAUCUCGCCGCCCUUGAAACAGACUCGCAAUUUUCUGCACGCAUUGCUCGCAUCAUGGAGUCUGGGAAAGUAAAUUUCCUCAUUAAAACGAUGGUCGAACGAGACCCGCAGAAGAGGAAAGUCAAGCCAGUGCAAAAUCCUUUGUUGGACUUUGACUUAGGAGAGAGUUCUGACGACUCCGACUUCCGGAUUGAAGACCAUAAUGACUCGGGAGACGAUUCGAUUAAUUCUAAUGAUGAUGAAAGUGAUGGAAAUGAAUCUGACGACGAGAAUGGCUCUGACGAUAAAGAUGAAGUUGAUAUUGGAUUUGAUGGCAAAAAGGCUGACGAUUCCAUCUCCGGAGCUCAACUUCUGGCCAAGGCAGAGCAGCAUAAAGGACCCGCUGUGGAUUAUAGCAAAAUUAUGGUGUGCUGUGCUUGCUUAGGGGACAGAAGUGAUUCUGUGAAUGAAAUAGUCGAGUGUGACAGCUGCGGCGUCAUGGUUCAUGAAGCCUGCUACGGAGUGUCCGACACAUGUAGUGUAUCAAGUACUGCCUCUUCGUGUUCCACCGAGCCAUGGUUUUGCGAGGCUUGCAAGGCAGGAGUUACCGACCCGUGCUGUGAGCUUUGCCCCAACAAAGGUGGAAUAUUUAAGGAGACAGACGUUGGGAAGUGGGUGCAUUUAGUUUGCGGGUUGUAUGUGCCGGGAGUGGCAUUCGGCGAGGUGGACAAACUGUCAAAUGUGACUUUGUUUGAAAUGGCUUACAACAAAUGGGGCGCCAAGCCUUGCACAUUGUGUCCUGAUGAGCGAUUUGUGCGCACUGGAAUCACCAUUGGUUGCGACGCUGGAAUGUGUCGGGAAACCUUCCAUGUUACCUGUGCUCAGCGAGAGGGUCUCCUGGCUGAAGCUCACAGUGAUGAGUUUGAACACGCCGAUCCCUUUUACGCACACUGCAAGCAACACACAGACAAAUUCUUGAAAAGAAAAAGGAGACGAAAUUGGCUCGCAGUGCAAAUGCGUAUGAGACAACGACACUUGGAGCUUGAGAGCCAGACUGAAGAAACUGCAGAACAAAGGCGGAUCAAACGCAAACUGCUCGGCCACAGCCACAAGUACAAAGCACACAAGAAAACUAGACCUCAGCCUUGGAUGCCAACUCAGAAGAUGAGCAGACUCAUUACCACAAGUUUCUCGGCUUGUAUUUCGCUGUUAAGGAAAAGUGAAAUUAUGGGCAUCAAUGUUGAGGCAAUGGAGACGGAAGAUGCUCAGAUUGCCUCCAUCAUUGACGCUAGGAAAAAGUGGCACAUUCCUCCAGCCUUCACGGUGGAGUAUGUGGCAUACUAUUUGGAUAGGAAUGCUCGAAUGACAAGCCUGAGGAGUCAACUUCAAGAACUGCUCAAGACAAAUAGCCAAUACUCGGAGCAAGAGAAGGAAGUGCAAGCCAAAUACAACAAAUUUGACGAAGAUCGCCAAAGCAUGAUAAAGAGUAAUGAGCAGCUGCUGGGCAACAUCAGAGCGCUGCGCCAAGCGAUUCUGAGCGUGUGCCCUAGCAAAAAACUACCUCCUGAUCCCUCCACACUGCUAGCUCAGCCUCAGGUUGUGUUGUCGCCAAUACGUAAGGAGAAUGCAACAAAACACAAAACAAUUGCCGCAGUCGCCUCUCAGUCAUUCACUCAGUCCGCUUCUCAAUCUGCCUCUGUGACUCUUCACGAUUGUGGUGCGUGUCGCUCAACGAAGGAUCAACACUUGCUGGCCAAAUGUGAUACCUGCAAGAAGCACUACCACCUUGGCUGCCUCAACCCACCUCUCACGAGAAUGCCAAAGAAGACCAAGCUCAUGGGCUGGCAAUGUACUGAUUGUGAUAAAUUAAGCUCAGGGUCAGAACCCGAGUGUCUUGAUCCAGAAGCUCCUCGGAAACUCCGUCGUAGUCAAGGGACUCCCAAAAAGGACGGAAAUGUGAAACGGCCAAGAAAGAAAAAAGUUGCAGCCGUAAUUGACCCUUCAGCGCCGUCAUCGGCGCCCGUCCCGAAAGUGAAGAAACUUGGCAAGAAGCGAAAAAUGAAGGUCCACAAGCAUCGGGAGCACGGAGGAAAGCAGCGGAAAGUGGCUGCUCCUGCUCUGGAGAAUCAAAACCACCAAGCAGAAACCGAGUCAAUUUUUGGUCCUCCUGUUCCUGUUUUCAACAACGCCCCGAUCAAUGAAAAUACAUGCAAUGAUCUUGUCAAGCACGAAGGAGAAGAUCAAAAACUCCCAAAUGAGCACGAAGAGAAACAGCCAAAGCACCACAAAGAGCACAGCGGGAAGCACAAGAGGAAUCACGGGGACAAACAGAAGCAGCGCAAGGACAAGGAGGACAAGCCAAAGAAAAAGCACAGGAAGAAGAAGCACCUGGCCGAAGGUGGAGAGGAUCAGCCGAGAAUAAAAAUUACCAUAAAACCUAUCAUGCCUGGUCAAUACACUGCCCAGUUGAUGUCUACCCAGUUCGAGUCAACCUCGGACCCAAAGGUCGGGUCCGAAAACCACACAACCUGCAGAAGAAACAGCAUCAAGCCAGAGCAGGACCUUCUCACUCAGUGCGACAAAUGCAGCGACACAGGAAGCAACAACGACCUGGUUAGGUGUGACGAGUGCAGAAAGUGUUUCCACUUUUGCUGCCUCGAACCGCCUCUCAAAAAAUCCCCCAAAAGAAGGGGCUAUUCCUGGCACUGUGCCGAUUGUGACCCCACGGACCUGGAAAAUUGACACAAAGCCUAGUCCGCUGUUAUUUCCGUGUCUAUUGAUAAUGUGAAGCAGGUACUCUCCUGGCUAAUGAUUGUUCAGUAUUUUCGCUAAGCUAAAACUGAAAGUGGUGUUCUAUCAAAGUUAACUGGAAUUACAUUUUUUAAAGGAUAUCAAUUUUUUUUCUAUAGUGGCAAAUUUUAAAUUUGGACCGAUGUUUGUUAAUGACGUGAUAACUGUCAGCUAAGAAAAAUUCCCAAUUGUGGAAAUUUUGUGUCAAAACGCUGUAAAUUCUUUUGAAACAUUACGGAAGUCUAGUGUUCUUACUCUUCCAAGUUCUUUUAUUUUCCGUGAGACGAAGCGUACUUUGAAAAUUUUCUUCAUUCCACCCUCAGUUGGAAAAUAUAUCUUUUGAGAUCUGUGCAUUAUAAUACCAUUAUUAGAUCUGUACAUAUUGUAAGUACCAACAUUGUACUUUACUUUUGAUUGCAUUUUUGUAUCUCUGUCCAUUCUCAUUGAAUAAGACUUACAGUAAGA
Neocloeon triangulifer is the source of this 3521-nucleotide messenger RNA. Its product is annotated as PHD finger protein 14. The coding region runs from base 342 to 3008 and encodes 888 amino acids. Lineage: Eukaryota; Metazoa; Arthropoda; Insecta; Ephemeroptera; Baetidae. The record is from RefSeq and is a predicted model, not a curated record. The transcript is spliced from 15 exons. Gene Ontology annotation, biological process: regulation of transcription by RNA polymerase II.